AUGGAUUUACCUGUACUUUUGAAACCCAAAAUCAAUGAAACAAUUUGUCUUAAAGACAUCGCAGUUUGUCAAACUUUGGCAAACAUUGAUACAAUUCUGUCGCAUAUUUUGCCGCUAAUAUAUCAUCCAUUGUUUAUAACACACUCUUUGGGACCAAUUGGUGGUGAUGUCCGGCAUUUCUAUCGCACGACUGGCGGAGGAACGGAAGGCGUGGCGAAAGAACCACCCGGAUUCAUUGCCCGACCGGUGAAGAAUGCGGACGACACUCUCAAUCUGAAGGACUGGGAGUGCGCUAUUCCUGGCAAAACAGGGACUCCAUGGGAAGGCGGACUCUUUAAGCUUCGGAUGCUCUUUAAGGACGACUACCCGUCGACUCCGCCGAAGUGUAAGUUCGAACCGCCGCUCUUUCACCCCAACGUCUAUCCCUCGGGAACCGUAUGUCUAUCACUGCUGGACGAGGAUAAGGAUUGGCGUCCGGCCAUCACUAUUAAGCAGAUCUUAGUCGGCAUUCAGGAUCUGCUCAAUGAGCCCAACAUCAAAGACCCGGCACAGGCCGAGGCCUACACCAUCUACUGCCAAAACCGUUUGGAGUACGAGAAGCGUGUGAAGGCUCAGGCGAAGUCUAUGACUCCCAGCGAACAGUUGCUGAGACCGAACCUCAUUAGCGGUGGUCUUCGGGCCAACAGGACUCUACUCGAGACCAAUUCAAUUGGGAUCAGGUAUUUGUUUACCAAUGAAAUCUUGGGAAUCGAUGGUUAUCUCCAUACAAGACAACGGAUCAGCUCACAGUUCGGACAGUUAAGAGAGAAAUUCUUCGCCCGAAUGGAAGAGUUCACCACAAAUGACAACAAAAUGGUGUUCACCGAAGACCUCAAGAAUGUUAUCUUUUUGUCCGAAAGUAAUGAACACGAGUUAAAACUGAUGAGCGAUGCCAUCAAAAAGCUUUUGCACCACUUGUCUGAAUGGCAAUUAGCUCUUCAACUCUUUAAAGAUCCCGAAUUGAAAGGAUUUUUUAGUCAAAUUAAAACGACAGUCAUUUUAAUGAAUUUACUGUUCAUUAAUGGUAAAUACGAAGAGUGCGCCGAUGUCUUCAAAUACAUCCAAACCGAGAACCACUUCGAGACCAAAUACCCGCGCGAUUGCCUCCUCUUAUACAUGGCGUCUGUCUAUAAGAUUAAUACGCCGGAAGUGUUUGACGAGGCGUUAGAAGUGCUGAGAAAAGCUCGAGAGGCCGGAGCUGUGGUGUCGAGGAAAACGAUCUGUUUGUUUGCCUCUUUGGCUCUAAACCAGAAUCAGCCGAACACUGCGCUCGAGAUUAUGUCACUCUUGACGCAAACCAAUUACAUUACUGUCAGAAACUUAAGACUUAUGGCUCUCUCGGAUUUGAACCGAUUUGACGAUCUCUUCAUUACACUAAAAGUGUUACUCAAUCGAGACGUUCCCUCAUUGAAGGCCACCACCGGACAGAUUCUCGACGAAACGAUGAACCGAAUUAAGUCCAAAAUGAGCGAAUCUAACGAUCAGAAUGUGGUGACAGAGUUCCAGCAGAUCGAGAGCGGUCUCGUCGAUGGCAAUCACAUAACGACCACUCCAUUGAGUGAUUUGCUGUUAAGUCCGGUAACACUGAGGACAGACCUCCCGCCCAGAGAUGGACAGAGGCAACAGUUUGAACGACAAAGAGGUUUCCGAAACCCCGGCGUUCAACAGACUUAUAGACAACGGCCACAAAGUCGGGCCAACGAAGAUUUCAUCGACUCUCAUGCGGGCGAAUACGUGAAGAAUUUGAAGGAUUGUGUGGCCAUUAAGAGUGUGUCGGCGCAGUCGGACACGAGGGGCGACACGAUUGCGAUGGUUAAGUGGAUGGAAAAGCAAUUGACUGCCGAGGGCUGCAAAUGCCGGUUAGUGGACAUCGGAAAGCAGAAGUUGCCGGACGGCAAAGAACUGCCUCUUCCGCCCGUAUUGUUGGCUGAGUUGGGCUCCGAUGCGAAGAAGAAGACGCUCUGUGUUUACGGACACCUCGACGUACAGCCGGCCGCCAAAGAGGACGGAUGGGAUACCGAGCCCUUUGUGUUGACCGAAAAGGACGGCAAACUGUACGGCAGGGGCGCUACCGAUGAUAAGGGACCAGUUCUCGGGUGGCUUCACGUCAUUCAAGCCUUUCAUAAAUUGAAAAUUGAAAUUCCCGUCAAUUUCAAGGUUUGUUUGAAU
This is a messenger RNA of Medioppia subpectinata, 2208 nucleotides long. Lineage: Eukaryota; Metazoa; Arthropoda; Arachnida; Sarcoptiformes; Oppiidae. The record is from the annotation of a GenBank genome assembly.